CUGGACGGCAGCGGCUCUCAGAGGCCGACGGACCCUCGCCGUGAUCACAUUCCACCGGCUGCGGUCUCUCUCCGCGCUGUCUCUCGAGCUUCUCCGGCGCCACCCAUAAAAACACAGCAUCAUGUCUGACGACGAGGAGGUUUACUCUUCUGAGGAAGAAGAGGAGGUUAGCGAGGAGGAGGAGGAGGCUCCCAAACAGGAGGAGCCGAAGCCUGCAAAGCAUGCUGAGGAGAAGAAAGAGGAGAACAUCUUCACUCACCGGCAGCAGACCACCACCUCCGAGUUGGAUGAACAGCUCAAAGAGUACAUCGCCGAGUGGCGCAAACAGCGCGCCAAGGAGGAGGAAGAGCUGAAAAACCUGCGCGAGAAACAGGCCAAGCGCAAGGUCCUGCGUGCCGAGGAGGAGAAGCGCCUGGCGGCCGCCAAGAAGGUCGAGGAUGAGCGCCGUCUGCGCGAACAGGAGGAGAAGAAGCAGCGCGAGGUGGAGGAAAAGCGCCGCCGCCUCGAGGAGGCCGAGAAGAAACGCCAGCUGCUCGAGCAGGCCUCCAAAGCCACCGCCGGAGGAAAGAUCAAAAUCAGCAAGAGCGGAGACGCGACCAGCUCCACGCCCGCCAAGGCCGAGGUCAUGAAGACCAAGGAGCAGCUGGCCGAGGAGAAACAGCUCGCCAUGAGCGUCCGCAUCAAGAAACUCAACCUGGACGGCAUGGGUCUGGAGUCGCUCAAAAAGAAGGCCGAUGACCUGUGGACACAGCUGGUGCAGCUCGAGACCGACAAGUACGACCUCGAGGAGCGCCAGAAGCGCCAGGACUACGACCUCAAAGAGCUCAGGGAGCGGCAAAAGAUGCAGCUCCGCCACAAAGCUCUUAAGAAAGGACUUGACCCCGAGGCCCUGACUGGAAAGCACCCGCCCAAGAUCCAGACCGCCUCCAAGUUUGAGCGCACCAUCGACCGCCGGACCUACGUCGACAAGAAGGAUCUCUUCGCCGGCGGAUGGGACAAUAUCAAUAAAGAACACCUCGAAAAGGAGUGGGGUGAGAAGAAACAGGAGUGGGAAAAGCGGCCCAAGACGCGCCUCCCAAAGUGGUUCGGUGAGCGACCCGGCAAGAAGUCGGAUGACCCCGAGACCCCCCAGGAGGAGGAGAAGGAGGAGGAGCUAGUACCCCCGGCCGAGAUCGAGCCCGAACCCCUGGAGGAAGAGGAGGAAGAGAGUGAGGAAGAAGAGGAGGAGGAGGAAGAGGAAGAAGAGGAGGAGGAGGAAGAGGAAUAAACUCUUCCAAAUUCUCAUUCAUGGUCCGGCGAUCGGUUCCGUCCGCUGACGUGCUGCGGGCAGCGGCAGCGCCCUCUACAACAUCGUGAGCGAUCACAGCGCCACCUACACGGUCCGGGCACGGCCGGCCGGGGCCCACCCAGCCCAGUCCCGACCGACCGGUCCCGCCGUAGCGGCCUGCUGGGCCCCAGUGCGCGGCGUCCGCCGGUCGCCGGGCCGAAUCUGUGUGCCUCAUAUGUCUCCCGAUGCUCGUGACGCUUCUGUUGCCUCUGUUGUACUUUGACGACUCAUAAAUGACUCGGUACGUAA
Molecule: messenger RNA, 1576 nt
Organism: Amphibalanus amphitrite
Lineage: Eukaryota; Metazoa; Arthropoda; Thecostraca; Balanomorpha; Balanidae
Product: troponin T, skeletal muscle-like
Exons: 17
Coding region: 122-1267 (381 amino acids)
Biological process (GO): muscle contraction; regulation of muscle contraction; sarcomere organization
Cellular component (GO): troponin complex
Molecular function (GO): tropomyosin binding
Source: RefSeq, a predicted model, not a curated record